AUGACGAUCAAGCGAAGAAAUCAUGGACGCAAUAAGAAGGGCCGUGGACAUGUUCGAGCAAUUCGUUGCACUAACUGUGGACGUUGUGCUCCAAAAGAUAAGGCAAUCAAAAAGUUUGUAGUAAGGAAUAUUGUCGAAGCUGCUGCUGUGAGAGAUAUCUCGGAUGCCUCUGCUUAUGAAUCAUAUCCUUUGCCAAAACUAUAUCACAAGCUACACUAUUGCGUUUCUUGUGCAAUUCAUAGCAAAGUAGUACGCAACCGUUCCCGCGAAGCCAGAAAGGAUCGUAACCCCCCUCCAAGGUUUGGCCAACGUGCAGGUGGCGAUCGUUUCCCUAGGCCAGGCAUGCAGAACAGAGCUUGA
Molecule: messenger RNA, 360 nt
Organism: Enterobius vermicularis (human pinworm)
Lineage: Eukaryota; Metazoa; Nematoda; Chromadorea; Rhabditida; Oxyuridae
Source: the annotation of a GenBank genome assembly